Molecule: messenger RNA, 1568 nt
Organism: Carya illinoinensis
Lineage: Eukaryota; Viridiplantae; Streptophyta; Magnoliopsida; Fagales; Juglandaceae
Product: rRNA-processing protein UTP23 homolog
Exons: 8
Coding region: 330-1250 (306 amino acids)
Cellular component (GO): small-subunit processome; nucleolus
Molecular function (GO): small ribosomal subunit rRNA binding
Source: RefSeq, a predicted model, not a curated record
UGUCUCAGUGUUGGGCUGAACUCGGUGACCAAAGAAGGCCAUCGGAGCUAGCGUGACUCAUACACGUCGCCCAGCUCCUCCGCCACUCACGACGUCGCACGAGUCUCUCAGUCUCCUCUCUGUCUCUCUCUCUCUCUCUCUCUCUCUCUCCUUGCAAGCCAGCCACCGCAACCAGUGGAGGCUACCGCGCCACAAGUCCAGCCACACGUCACCAUUCAAUUCGUGCCGUUCCAUCACCGAGUCCAGUCGAACACCGCUUCAGGUCUGGUGAGGUCGUGAUACUAGUUCUGUUCAAGUUCAAAGCUUAGAUAGUAUAUUCCAAAAGUCAGAUGAGGGUGAAAAGGCAGAAGUGUCAUAGGAAGAGUGUGAGGUUCUACACUUCAUGCUUUGGGCUCAGACAGCCCUUCAAGGUCUUAUGCGAUGGUACGUUUGUGCACCACCUAAUCACCAAUACCAUCAAACCUGCCGACACUGCCAUUUCCAACAUCCUUUCUGCUGCUCCUGUUAAACUCUUCACCACCAGAUGUGUUCUUGCUGAGUUGAAAAGGCUUGGCACUUCCUACUUUCAAGCCCUUGAGGCUGCUCAUCAGCUCUUUACUGCCAGUUGUGAUCAUGAGAAAAACAAGAGUGCUGAUGCUUGCAUCAAGGAUGUUAUUGGGCAGAAUAAUCCUGAGCACUUCUUUGUUGCUACUCAGGAUACUGAUCUUCGGAAGAAGUUUCAGGAGAUUCCAGGUGUCCCCAUCAUUUUUGGUUUAAGAAAUUCCCUUUUCCUUGAGUCUCCAUCUGCAUUUCAACGCCAGUUUGUCAAAACUUCUGAAGAAGCACGCUUGCAUAUGACUGCGUUGGAUCGCAAGAUGUUACAGAAACGGUCAAGGAAUAGGUCUGUUGACGAGGAAGCAAAUAAUUCUUCCGGUGAAAAUGAAGAUUUUGUAGAUCAAAAAAUAGGGAUACAGGAUGAAAGGAAAACACCAACUGCCCGUAAGGCAACGAGCAUGAAGGACAGAGUUCAAUUUAAGAGAAAGAAGGCAAAGGGUCCAAACCCACUUUCAUGUAGGAAAAAGAGCCGUGAAAAACCAAAAUUGGUUCUGGAGAAGUGGAGUUUCAAUACAGGAAAAGAAAGAUGGCGAAAAUUCUGUGAGAAGCAGGAGCAGGAAACGGAAGAGAUCAUGUGGAGGCAAAAACAUGGAGAAAGAUGGUUGAUGUUAAGCCGGCCAAAUGAAAACUUGUCUGAUGUCCUUACUCAAAUUUGAGAAUUCCUUUAUUCUAUGAAAUAUUGAAAUAUGCUCCAGAGGUGAUCAUGGUUAUGACAAACGACUAGAGAAUACAGACUACAGAGUGGAUUCUGGAUUUUACAAGGUUUUUUAGUUUUAUUUUUUGUGGUGUAGAUGUUGGUCAAGGGCUGGCUUAUCAUAUUUGGUCAAUGAAGUUUGUCGACGUAGCAGUUGUUUUGAGUUUAGGAAAGCUAGCUAGUAGCUGCUUGCCUUGCGUCGGUGUCGUGAUUCGUUGUCUUCUUUUUGGUUUGGAUUUUGCUUCCAAAGGGAGUCAAGGUUUUCAACAAUUGGAGCCGA